Messenger RNA from Acaulospora morrowiae, 361 nucleotides. Lineage: Eukaryota; Fungi; Glomeromycota; Glomeromycetes; Diversisporales; Acaulosporaceae. The record is from the annotation of a GenBank genome assembly.
AAUUUCGUACGGGACUAUAAGGUCUCCGACGGGAAUUUAACAAUCGAUAAGUUCGAACCGUUUAUUAGAGCCAAACACCAAUUCAUUACCCUCUCCAAGAUUCCCGAGCGUCCUAUAAAACUUAUAUCUCGGCACAUCGUUUCGGCACCUUUACAUUGUGUUGAAUAUCACAGCAUGUGCAAUAAAUUUGGUCACGCCACGAUAGAUACCUUAAUCGAAGAAGGUAUACUGGAAUAUAGAAUUGUGGAUGAAAUUGGUGUCGACCAGAACAGAGUUGAACCCCCGUUCGUGAUACCAAAUAAUUCGUCAACACUGGACGAUUACCCGAAACUAUGUCCAAACACCAUGCUACAAUCUUCUG